AUGGAUGGGUUCAAUACCGAAGCGUUCACCUUGUUGGGGGUAGCCAUUACCGUAAUUGGCCUACGAACAACUGCAAGAUGGAUUAUGGUUGGCCCAAAAGGGUUCCAAGCUGAUGAUUAUCUAAUGCUGGUGGCAUGUGUGGUGUAUGGGCUAGAAACCGGUGCUGCGUACAUGGUCGGCGCGUGGUUCAUGGGCCUUGCCAAUAAUGCGAUGACAGACGAAGAGCGAAGAGAGUUGUCGCAUAAUUCGGAAGAAUAUCGCCUGCGUGUGGGCGGCUCUAAGGUCCAGGUGGCCGGCUGGUCACUAUACACUCUGUUAUUAUGGUUGCUGAAAACAUGCAUGGCCAUUUUCUACUCUCGAUUGACCGCAGGAUUAGUGAAUAUGCGAAUCCGAAUCCAUAUCGCCUACGUUCUCAUUGCCAUAACUUAUAUUGCAACGGUUUGUUCAAUUCUCUUCGGAUGUCAUCCAAUGGACAAGAAUUGGCAAAUAUAUCCAAACCCUGGAAAUUACUGCCAGCCCGCCGUGUCCAAGAUCGACAUCUAUGUGACCGUGGUACUCAAUGUCGCGACCGACCUCUAUUUAAUUAGUAUUCCAGCACCGAUGCUUGUUAAAGCCCGACUAAAAUGGCGGGAAAAACUCGAGCUCUUGGUUCUUUUUAGUGGUGGCCUCUUUGUCAUGAUGGCUGGUAUUCUGCGUUGUGUUCUCAUCUUAACAGCUGGCGCAAAUGGGGCUCAACAAGCUGGCAGCUGGGCCUGCCGCGAGACUUUCGUCGCCGUCAUCAUCGGAAAUAUUCCUAUGAUAUACCCAUUGAUAAGACGAUUUACAAAACGUGCUGGUCUGUACAUCACAUCAAGGAAUGAGUCAGAGAGUUACCCUGGCUACCAUCUAUCAGAUGCCGACACUGGCGGCGGGUAUUCCAAACGCAAGAAGUUCCGCCAUCCGCUAUCGAUUCCCGGAGACACUCAAUGGAAUACAAUCAGCGACGAGCAAAUGAUCUUGCCUACCUCACGACAGCAACCGCCUACAUGCACCGCAGGCGACGGCGACUGGAAGUCACAGAGCCAGAGUAGCCAGGGUGGAAUAAAGGUUGUUCAUGAAACAAUUGUUCAUAGGAGUGAGAAGUCCCAGCUAUAG
Molecule: messenger RNA, 1134 nt
Organism: Penicillium roqueforti
Lineage: Eukaryota; Fungi; Ascomycota; Eurotiomycetes; Eurotiales; Aspergillaceae
Exons: 6
Coding region: 1-1134 (377 amino acids)
Source: RefSeq, a predicted model, not a curated record